Messenger RNA from Radiomyces spectabilis, 1671 nucleotides. RefSeq names its product GDSL/SGNH-like acyl-esterase family found in Pmr5 and Cas1p-domain-containing protein. Lineage: Eukaryota; Fungi; Mucoromycota; Mucoromycetes; Mucorales; Radiomycetaceae. Gene Ontology annotation, molecular function: O-acetyltransferase activity. The coding region runs from base 44 to 1300 and encodes 418 amino acids. The record is from RefSeq and is a predicted model, not a curated record. The transcript is spliced from 6 exons.
CUUCCACCAUAAUCUGAUCUUUCGCUCGUUUUCUUUUUAACCGAUGGCAGCAACAAAAUCGUCCACUUCUACACUUCAUCCACGAUUUAUCGCUGUACUUCUUUUAUCUCUAUGUUUGUUAUUUUGGCUUUUCUUAUGGCUGUGGCAAGAUGAUGCUAGGAUGCUUUUACCAUCCAGGCUAUCACUGUCCAGUGCUGAUACGAGCAACGAGCCUUCUAUUAAUCCACCAGUUGCUGCUUCUUCCAACUCAAAUACCAGCACCUUGUGCAAUCCCGAAACCUUCAACAUCGGGAAGUGGGUCCAUCAUCCUCUUCACCUUAAGCAAAAUACCAUCAAAUCAUUCGAACAAGCAACAGGAUACCAUUGUCGGCAACGCUUCGCCCAUAAAUGUUACGCUCGAAGUGAUAACAGAGAAUUCACAAGAAGCAUACACAUCAUGGAUUAUCAGUGGCAACCAUCAGAAUGUGAGACCCUUCCUAUGGAGCCCUCUGCGUUUGUCGACCAUUUGCAGAAACAUGCGUUAUUAUUCGUUGGCGAUUCGAUCACACAACUGCAGUAUGAAAGUCUGCACUGUUUGCUAGGACGAUAUGUUACGCCAGCAAAGGUCGAUGAUAACUUGAGUGGAGGAGAUUCGCAUAUCAAAAUCGAUAAAUUGGUGUCAAAUCGAGGACCUUCGACGCCCGCGGACAAACCAGCCGUUGCGUUCUUGCGAUCGGACUAUCUUAUCCGCCUUGACGAUUUCAAAAUGAUUGGUCCUUUUGAGGAUGAAGGAGAUCAAAUGGGUCGCGGACAUAAUUUUCCAUGGGUACAUGCGCUAAACAUGUUUGACUAUAUUGUUAUCAAUACGGGACCACAUUGGCAUCCAAACCUGAAAUGGGGCCCUCAUCGUUCCGAUGAAGAAAUGCUGGAGUCAUUCGAGAAAGCAAUGGCGGUUGUCUUUGAUUAUCUAAAAGUGCAUGUGCAGCCUCAUCAACGUAUAUGGGUGCGGAGCACACCAUACGGACAUGCCAAAUGUUCGCAGUACACGUCUCCUCAAAAGACCGCUGUGGCACCCACAGGCCAACCCGGAGAAUAUGAAUGGCACAUUUUCAAAGCCUUUGACCGCGUGUGGAAGGAAUGGAUUACGAAGGAGCAAGAUGAGCGAUUCCAGUUUUUGAAUGUCAGUUUGUCCAACACUCGUGGUGACACUCAUUCUCGCCCCGAUAAAGAUUGUCUCCACACUUGUAUCCCAGGUCCUGUGGAUGAAUGGAACAGACUACUUUAUCAUGAAAUUGCCAAAUCACAGCUCCCAUCAUCCUGAUAACUAUCAUCACAACAUAUAAUCCUUGUUGUUACAUCUUGUAUAAUAUUUCAUUCUCAUUUUCAAAAACGAAUCCAUUCACUUUAUCUGACACGACGAGCUGCAAAGUUGGGAUUUCGACAAUCAUCGCGAUUCAAGUUUCCAGAAAAAAAAGUUAACGACUAGAGUCAGUUUUCAUUACGUUAGGUCAAGCACUCAUCUAUCAUCAGCAUAUUUGCUCUCAAAUAGGAAAACCAGAUGGCGUCGCCAUUGAUAUUUGGUGAAUGUUAGCUUGUUGCCACCCCCCGUGGUAGUUAAUGUUUUUCGGAAUAGGAUAUUCCUACAAUUGCGUUGCUAAGCAAUGUUGAGAUAGCUUUUGUUCUGAUAACCCG